Messenger RNA from Drosophila navojoa, 779 nucleotides. RefSeq lists its product as uncharacterized. The record is from RefSeq and is a predicted model, not a curated record. Lineage: Eukaryota; Metazoa; Arthropoda; Insecta; Diptera; Drosophilidae.
CCCAGAUUUUCCAGUCAUUUGCUGUGAGUCGUGAGCAUGAAUCAGGUGUGGCUCUUCUUCAAGCUCCUGGAGAUGAUUGCGGGCUGCGCCUGCAUCUACGUACACCGCGUGGGCACGCUCAAUGAGGAGCCGAUGAGCCACAACAUGUUCUUCUGCGGCACCUUCGUGGGCUUCGUGGUGUUCGAAGCGAUCACCUGCGUGCGGCUGGUGAUGGGAAUGCGCACGCUGCUGCGCCCGAUGCUCUUCAUCGGCGUCCUGGCCUUCUGCAUGCACGUCCUGUGCGCUCUGGUGUCCAUGAGGUACGCCGAGGUCGACUUUCACCUGCUGUUCAUGACCGACGUGGGCGAGAAUUCGCACAUGUACUUCAGGAAUUGCCGAAUGCAGAGCAUCGUCUCGAUGGUGGCUGCGGGCAUCCAUCUGAUCGAGAGCGUGCUGGUGCUGGACAUCAUCGUGAAGAUACCGAAGACGGAUCAGUUCCGGAUGGAGGUGGUCACCGAGCCACCGACGCUCGACGACGCCUGGGAGAAGCUGAACAGCGACGAGCGCGACACCUGGGCCAGAAUAUCGGCCGACGUCUUCCUGCUGGGCAAGGACUUUGACUACUGGCUGCGCGUCAAGUCCAAGUGGUUUUGCAAGCUGGCCGGCAAUCAGCAGAUAAUUGUGCUGCCCGAUGUGCGCUCGCACUCUGAAACCUCGGAAACUGCACUCAGCGUAGUUAGUAUGACUGACAUCUGAGGACACGGCCUGCAGCACACUCAACACGAUUCACGACUCAAGCU